This is a messenger RNA of Gymnodraco acuticeps, 8690 nucleotides long. RefSeq names its product mucin-2-like. NCBI's taxonomy places the organism in Eukaryota, Metazoa, Chordata, Actinopteri, Perciformes, Bathydraconidae. The transcript has 3 exons. The record is from RefSeq and is a predicted model, not a curated record. The coding region runs from base 145 to 7236 and encodes 2363 amino acids.
CUUCAGUUCACUUCAGGAUGAGUGGCCCUGUGGCACUCUGAGCCGGGAUUAACAAGCAGAGAGCAGUUUGUCCCGACAGCCGCUCGCCAAAGUCUGCCCAACAAAACAACACCUAUUUCCUUUCCCCUCUAAGGAGUCUGAAUAAUGCUGAUGGAUGUCGGCUACAGUAACGGGCUGGAGCCUGACCUUUCCCAGCCAUAUCCUCCGCCCUUGAUGCCAAAACCAGGCAAAGACAACGCAAGGCUUCAAAAACUCAAGAAGAAGAGAGCCAAGAAAAAAAAUAGUCUCUCUCAGACACCCAUCCCCUUUCGCUCCUGUUUGUCACCUGUCAACGAAGCAAGCACAGACCUUGAGCACAGUGACCAGUCCAGCCCACCAAGGACACCGGAAUCAGUCUACAUUGCAGACCCUUCAGUGUCCAGUUUCCCUUUUGACUCCUUCUGUGAUCCGUCCGCAUCUGCAUUCCCUCACCCUCGGAGUAGCCCCUACCAGAAAACUGGCAGCUUCCACACUCAGUCCUAUAUAGGUCAGAUCAGGACUUCUGAGGAGCAGGUGGCUCCGCUGUAUGAGUGCUCCUCUUUCUUAUUUGAUGACAUGACUCCUUUCAUUAUGCCACCUUCGAUUACACCACCCCAAUCACCACCUAAGCAGGUUCCACGAAACCCUCUUGCUUUCAAUUCAAACCAGACACCAAAUUCCCAUUGGUCCGUCACAACAGUCCCUCCAGCCUCUGUGUCGCAAUCCAGCCCUAAAAUAUCAACUCACAGUCUGACCCUAUCCCCAGCCGCCCCCAACUGUGACCCAGGACCAGCUCCUUCUCUGGUUGCAGACCUUCCUCCUCCUCAAGCACUGCUAUCAGUUUCAAAUUCUCAGAUACAACCUAUUAUUUCUAGCCAGAGGGAGACAAACGCCUGUUCAAAAGACAACCCUCAAAGCCUCCUAGCCUCUUGGACUACAAGACCUAGUGAUAAUGGCAACUUUGUUCCAAGCCACAUGUCUCCGGAGAUAACCGCCUCAAAAAUAUCACUGGUUGAUGCAGUGAAAGACACAAAGCCUGAUGCCACACAAAACAGGGUUUACACAUCCAAGGCAACAUUUUAUGAGAUCUCUAAACCUCCCUCCAUGCAGGACCUUAUAGUUAUAAAUCCAAACUACCAGGCAGCAUUGUUUUCUGACACACUAAGAAAGAAAACAGAUGUGUCAGUGGUGGAAACAGAUGAAACACUGAGUGUGCCAAUGUCCCAAUGUGGAAGAUCUAAGACUACUUAUUGUGCACCGGCUCGAGUUUCCACACCUUUCAUUGAAAUAUCCAAACCUAUCCCCCUUUUAUUCGCUGCUUUCAACUCAUCCCAAGAUCUACAAGCUCCUGCAAUUCCAGAAGAAGCUCUGAGACAGAAAUCAGUGAUUCAAACAAGUGGUACAAUUGAACCUCCAGCUGCCAUAGAAGAACAGAAUCACAUUGAUUACAUUAGUAAUAUCAGACAAGCCAGCAAUUACAAAGAGAUAAAUGUUCAAAAUACAAGGAGUACAAUAAAUCUAAGCUUUGCUAAUACUGAGCUGUACCCCAGAGAGAACUUGUCAUCAAGUAUGACUGCACUUGACUCUGCCAUGGUAAAACCAACACUAAUACAACCAGUCAUCCUUAAGCUACAAACAAACCCUGUUUUGGAAAGUGGAGCUACAACUUUACCAACGGUCCCAUCAUUUUUAUCCACUGUACCAAACCUCAACCCUACGCCAGUGAUUUUAAUGCAAGCACCAUCUAGUCCAAGCCCCAUUAUCCCUUAUCAUCCUCCUGCGGUCAAUGCUCGCAAGUCUUUGUCAUCACUUUUGGAGAGUCAAAUGUCAUUAGCAACCUCAAAGCCCAAACCAAGAUCAACAUAUUACGGGCUUACUCCAACUCAGUAUGCGGCCUAUGGUGGGAUAAAGACUGCUGCAUCACAUUACAGCCCUGCACCCCUCCGUGCAAAUGAAACCUCUUCAGACAAAACACAGUCAGCUGUAGCUGUAGAUGGAACAGACCUCUCAAAGCCUGAUUCAACAAAACAACUGAAUGGAUAUCAAGAUCAACCAUCUUCAAUGGAGGUUUCUACUGCUAACAUUUUAAAACCCAUAAGGGAUUCUGAGAUUCCAGCUGAUCGGACCAUACUAAGUAGCAAUGAUGUGUUUGAGAUCGGGUCAGAAGCUCAAAGUAUUGGAAUACAAUCACUUAAAACAUCUAAGGUGGACACAAUAAAACCAGAGCUUCCUCUUGGCUUGGCACAGCAAUCAAUGCAACAAUCCACAAGUGACUUAUCCACACCAAAAGCCUCAUUCUCUGAGGCUCCAAUACCAAUGCCUAAAGCAGGUGAGGUACACACACAAAAUACGGCACUAUUUUCUAUAAAGGCAGAGAUAAAUACUAAUCCAUGCUUUACUGAUAGCAGUAGUCUAUCAAGUUGUUCCUCACCCUUAGUGAAAGUAGAUUCAAAUGCAGAAACAUAUCAUGGUUCAAAGGGGAAAGAUGCCAUAGAGAAAGGUGUUUAUCUCGAGAAAAUACCUACAAAAGUAGAAUCCAAGAUCACCAAUUACAAACUAACAGAACAAGUACAGAUAGCUUCGGUGAAGUCUUACCAGACUGCUAAUGGAGUCAGUUCAUCAACAGCAAAUGGUCUGAAUGUUCAACAAACUGACAAGCCUGUUAAAAACCAAGCUGACCGUGAAAAAAGUAUUCAGUCUCUUGCCACAGAUUUAGAGCCCAAAAACACAGGAAGGGCCAUCAUAAAUGGUACAUUUAUCACAGGAUUACAACAAGCCACCAAUCUGAUUUCAGGAACACCACUGCCCAGUAGAGGGACUCCUGAAACUGUUUUACAUACACACAAAGAAGAAGUUAAUCAGUGUUUCAAAGCAAGCAGUGGAGUUCCCUUACCCAAUAAGGCAUCCACUGCAGAACUUACUCAUGACAAAACAAAUAACGGGUCCAAUUUCUCAAAUAUAUUCUCCAAAGAAUCAAUUACCACUACCACAGGACCCAUUUUUCCUCACAAACCUGUUAUAUCAUCUGUAUGUUCCUCACAGUAUAGUAUCUGCACAGCAUCUGCAGCUGUCCAAAGCACAAACAUCAAUCAACAACUCAGCACUAAAGUUAAAAUUAAUAGAAAAAGUCAAGUGGAAGGCAACAAGAUACAUUUGCCUGAAGGUCUCUUAACAUUUUCUCAAGCACCAAGUGUACCUAAUACACCUGCUGUAAAUUAUAACUUAAUGGGCAAACCUACAAGAGCAAUCACACUACCUGACUUUUCUGUCACUGCAACCAAAUCACCCAAUAUGUCAGAAAUGACCUCGAAUGUGCCCACAAAAGAGUCCCCAAAACUAACCAAAUCUGUUGAGAAUGUACAUCCAACUCCACAGAGUAGCAAUGUAUCCAAUGGCAACCAUAACGUUGUUCAAGAAGCAGGUUACUACACAAACUCAAGCAGAGCCAUAGUAAAGACCACACAAGCAAUUGAGACAAGUGUAAGCAUCCCUGCUAAAGUUGCAAUACUAUCAAGCCAAGUCAAUACAGAGCCUAAACUCCCCAACUCUAAUAGUUCUGAAACUAACAGAGUCUGUAACUCAAUAUUUGAUAAAGAUUUUGAAUCCCUAUCCACUAAUGCUAUAGUAGACAUAUUGACUGGAAAAACACCAACACAUUGUAUUCCCAGUCUACCUUUAAGAGCAGAAAGCAUUCAAAUACAAUGGGGUAUUGAAACAAGACCAGGUUCUAAUUGUUUUAAAGGAAACACAAUGCAGCAUAUGCCUAGCAGUGAAACCAAACGGUCAAACAAACCAUCUUCCAAACUCUCCAACAAACCAUCUGCCAAAUCUCCAAACAAGCAGUCCGCAGGAUUACCAACUGUCAGCAAGACUUCCACAGAGUCAGCUGGAAAACCAGGAAAUGUAGAUACUAUUCAACACAGUAGACCUGCUGCAGAAACAUUACAGUCAAACGAAUCCUUUCAUUGCAGCAAUGUCCACAAUGUUCUUGCAAUUGAAAAAAGUCUUAGCAUCCCUGCUAAAGGUGCAAUACUUGCAAGCCAAGUUAAUACAGAAACUAAACUCCCCAAUUAUUAUAGUUUUGAAACUAAUAGAGUCGGCAACUCCACAUUAGACAGAGAAUUGCAAUCACUAUCCAUCAUUAAUGAAGUAGACUUAUUGAGAGAAACAACACCAACAGAGUGUAUUCCAAGUCUACCUAUUACAGCAGAAAUUAUUCCAACACAAUGUGGUAUUGAAACAAGACCAGCUUCUAAUCUUUUAAAAGGAAACACAAUGCCACACAUGCCCAGCAGGGAAACCAAACCGUCCAACAAACCGUCUUCCAAACCGUCUUCCAAACCGUCCAACAAAACGUCCAGUAAACAGUCUGCAGAAUUACCAACUUUCAGCAAGACUUUCACGGUCUCAGCUGGACAGCCAGAAAAUGUAUAUGCUAUUCAACACAGUAGACCUGUUGCAGAAAAGUUACAGUCAGACAAAUACUUUUGUGACAGCAAUGUCAGCAAUAUUCUUGCAAUUGAAACAAGUCUUAGAACCCCUGCGAAAGGUGCAAUACUGUCUAACCAAGUUAAUAUAGAACCUAAACUCCCCACAUUUAAUAGUUUUGAAACUAACAUAGUUGGCAACACACAAUUAGAAACAGAAUUGCAAUCACUAUUCACCAAUGAUAAAGUUGACUUAAUGACAGGAAAAGCACCAAUAGAGUCUAUUCUCAGUAUACCUAUUAGAGCAGAAAGCAUUCAAAGACCUGGCAUUGAAACAACACCCGCUUCUAAUCUUUUAAAAGAAAAUACAGUGCUGCACAUGCCUAGCAGUGAAACCAAACAGUCCAACAAACCGUCUGCUGGAUUACCAACAGUCAGUAAGACUUUCGCAGACUCAGAUGGACAACCAGGAAAUGUAGAGACUAUUCAACCCACUAGUCCUGCUGCUGAACUGUUAGAGUCAUACAUAUCCUCUGGGGGCAGCAAUAUCCACAGUAUUGUUUCCACUGAAACCAAAGUCGCUGACACGCUUCAUAGUGUGCCUAUUACAGACCGAGCAGUGAUUAAUAAACCAUCUUUUAGUUCUGUGCAGGCCAGUAAAACUAUCAUGCCGUCUAGCCCUACAAUGAGGCAUGUCAGACAAAGAAGCCCUCAGCUGAGAUCAGACGGGACUGAGAUUCGACAGCAAGCCCUACAUGCAAAUCCUGCUCAUGGCUAUGUUGCUCAAACAAAAAAUUACACAAAUGUACAAGUAGAUAGUAAACACACUGCCAACAUUAUUACUGAACAUGGAUCCUAUGAGACUUCUGCAGAUCAAUGUCUUGCUAAAAACACUGUAAUAGAACCAACCCCUCACACCAAGCCAAUACAAGUCAAUAGAUUUAUUAAAAGUCCACCUAUAAGGACAACACAUUCUGUAACAUCUAAGACUGGGACAAGUGCUUUCUCCUCUUCUGGUUACGUCAUGGCUAACAUGUCUAGUAUCAGUGUAGAACAGCAAAGCAUUGCUAGUCAAAUCGCGUCGUCUCAGGAUACUUUUCAAACCACUAUACAUUCUGUGAGCUCUCAGACUGGAGUGAAACAGUUGAGGCAAUCAGUCACUGAAACAAAGACAUCUGUAGAAAAUAAAAUUCACACUGACAACACUCAAAUCGUCUCAAACAUUAAUUCAACUAACCAUGCUUUCGCAAAUAUUCAAACCCUUGCCAAAGCCAACAAUGAUGCUAAAGACACACUAAUCGCUCCUAAAGUAACUAAACCUUGGGCCUCUCCUCUACCUGAGCCAAAAUGGCGUACUACACAGAUUCGGACCUAUACUCCAACCUUGCCCCCAUCUUCUCCAACUCCGGUUUCUUUAAAGCAUAAAAAUGAAAAUAAACCUUUGCCCGUCACUGCGAAAGAUCAGACAAAACCUCGCUAUACAUCUCUUCAAAAUAAUACACCUACUAACAUUGUUGAGCCAUCUGCGAAAUCAUUAACAGAUAAUAUCAGAAAACGAGACAGAAAACCACCCACAACUAAGGAUGUUUCUUCAGUCAUGAAUCACAAUGCUGAGGUUAAUGUAGAUUCACAAUUGAAAAUGAUCAAAACAAAGGUAGAAACUAAUUGUAGUAAGGAAGAAACAAUCUCGUCACUGAACAGUUUUUCUAGCACUCCAAUACAAUCUGCUGUUCAUGUUUCAAACAAACCGACUCUAAAAACACAGCCUCAUGAUCCACACAUAGAAUCAAGACCUUCCUCUGUCCCUGUAGAAACAAAAUUAUCAGAUGCAAAUUCGGAUACUUUAAAGUCUACCCCCAAUCAGGGCCAGAUUAGCAUGCACAACAGAAAUGUUCAGCCUUCAACAGAGCUACCACUAGAGAACAUUUCCCCUGCAAAGCCAGCAACAGAUACUGUCAUGAAACCAUCCAUAGUUAAAGCCGCUGUGAUUGACUCUGCCACUCCCGCCCCUCUGCCUCAGGCCUCAGUCUCUGUCAAAGCUCCAUCCCCAAACAGAGGAAUGUCACCGCCAUCUCCGCAAAAAACUGGGCUCAAAGAGAAGGAAGUUCUGAGGACCAAAGCUUCAGCUGCGCCGACGGAAGCCCAGGCAGACAACCCCUCCACGAAGUCAGCGACAUCAACUGCAUCUUCAACUGAUGACAAGAAGGAUGUGACAGCAUCAGCUCAGCCCAAAGCACCCCAGAAGCUAAAAGGCCUAAAGGGGAAGCUAAGUGGAUGGACACGGCUCAAGAAACACAUGGUCGUGGAGCCAGAGGAACCUACGUUUCCAAUGCUGGAGAUCAAAUCACAGGUUGAUUCCACUGCCAGCAAUGAGAUAACAGAUCAGGGUGGUGAUAAGUUGUCCCCAGACCAAUGUGCUCAUCGAGAAGUGAUUAGUGACAAAGAAGGUCCCAGGGCAUUAAGGAUGUGGGAUGCCCUGCUCUUUCAGAUGUUCUCAACAAAAGAAAGAAUCAUUCAACAGCUCAACACCACCAAGAAAGAUUCAGAGAAGAAAAAGGAACCUAAAGACAAUCAAGCAGAAGUUCCUUCUUUUGUCAACCGCCUUCCGAUUUUGUUGUACAGCCCCCGUUUUGAUGCUAGGAAGCUUAAAGAGGCGGCAGAGAAGCCACUCUCGAAAAUAGCAGCAGUGUUUGAAAAGGGACUGAUCAAACGCAAAUCUCAGGAAGAUGAACAAAAGGACUUCAACAGGAAAGCGAGAGGAUUUGGUUCAACAAACUCUACAGAUAUAUAACUUGAUGUGUUGCAAAAGUAUCUUUUGGAAUGGCAAUGAUUGGUAGUGUGUGGCGAGAGAAUAAAAACAAAAGUGGAUUUAGUUCAUUUAAUAAUUAUAAAUAAGGGCUGAAGUGAGGAGUUUGAUUAUUUAAGAGGGGCAACAAAGUAUGAUUGAUUUAUUAGAACCUAUAAGUUGUAGUUGUAUGUGUACAAGUAAAUAUGUAUGAUAUAUUAUAACUCUAAAAAGUAACGGAUAAAAACACAGUGGUGGUAUAGGUGAGGAAUCAUUGCACUUAAAAGUAGUAAAUAUGACAAUAAAGAAACAAGAUAGACGAUGAAAGCAAGGAAUAUUAUGUACGCUGCAACUUUACUUGGUUGGAUUGUUCUUUUUUCAUUUGAUGAUAGUGUAGUUGUGGAGUUGAAUGCAUGAUGUGUAGAUACAUUGAUUGAUAAUAGAUUGUUUCAUUUGUAACGCUUCCUUUUUCUAUUUUUUCUAAAGAAAGUAAAGCUUUCAUUGUACUCCGCUGGUAGGCAGUCUUUAAUAUCUGUAAUAAAUAGGACUUUUACAUUCCUGGAACAACAGGGCAGUUGGAUUUGAAAGAAGGAAAAAAGGCUUGAAGGUAUAAACAGAACAGAAGAAGGUUUCUGCAAGGUAUGGAUGGAAAUUAAUCGGCAGAUGUUCAGGCUGCCGACCAGAGCAGGAAACUACAACCACACAGGCUGGUACAAAAGAAAUAAGGAUCCCACAGGAGGUCAAAGUUUAAAUUUGGUAAAUUGAGUAAAUACUUUCAAAACAAAUUGUCAUUAGCCUCCGCUCAGUUUAUAUUAAGUGCUAAUUAGCAAAUGUUAGCAUGCUAAUGCUAUAAACGUAACGUAAUGGGCAAUGUAACGUACAUUGCCCAGCCAUAGCAUAUCCAAAGGGAUACAGAGUCUGAAUUCUGUUUUAUAAUUAAAAGUACCGUUUUCUAUCGUUUAGUAAGUUGGAGAUCCAUUGUGACCUCGCAACCUCAAUGAAAUAGAGAUAAACUAAUUUACCCUGUUGUGGUUUGUAAUUUUUUGCCUUGUGGUGGAUUGUCCAGGACUUGUUGGAUGUAGAAGUGGAUGCCAAUGAAUGAUGAACAUGAUGAUGACAAUGAUGAUGCUGAGUCCUGCUGUAGGAAGACAGACUAACUAAAUAUUGAGGGAUAGCUAGAGAAUAAGUACAGAUAUUAGAAGAUGAGUGGGGCACUCAUUUUGAGGAUUUGGUGCUGCCAUAGCAAGCAUUUGCAUGUUAGUUUUGAACCUUUUUGUCUCUAUAUUUCGAUUUAAAAAAAUAGCUGUUUUCCCAAAGAUGAUCAUCCAUAUGUGGAAUUUCAUGUGAGGUGGACUUCCUAAAGCUACACAAAGCCCCAUUUAUUACUCGAAUGCUCAAGCCAUAACAUGUUUUAUAUUAACUGUGUGAUCAAAGGUGCAUAAAGUUAAAUGUGAAACUUU